ACGCGACUUCCGCGUUCAUGAACCCUAUCCACUGGCAGUGUACUAAUUGGGGCAAUUUGCUCAGUCUGUGAUUCUCAUCCUACUACCGCUCUCUUCACAAGACUCACUUGAACUCUGGAGACAUGUGGUUGUCUGAUGCGCAAAAAAUUGGCGUGGCCCUCACGACCUUUGGAACACUAUUCAUGUUCCUAGGCGUCAUGAUGUUCUUCGAUGCUGCUUUGCUAGCACUAGGAAAUAUGCUCUUCUUGUCUGGUCUCACCUUGAUUAUUGGCCCUCAAAAGACAUUCUACUUCUUCGCACGAAAGCAGAAGCUUCGUGGAACAGCAUGCUUCAUUGGUGGUAUUCUGCUCGUGUUCAUGAAGUACGCAUUCAUUGGAAUGAUCGUCGAGAUAUUUGGCUUCUUGAAUCUGUUUGGCGACUUCUUCCCUGUGGUUGUGACAUUCCUGCGUCAAUUGCCCUUCAUUGGCAACCUAUUGUCGUUGCCAUACAUUCGACCUAUCGUAGAUCGUAUAGCAGGUGCAAGGACGUCGGCUGUGUGACACAUCAUACAGGCUCGCCCAGUAUCAGAUACUCAUUCGGAAUUACAACGGCAUUACAAACAAUCGUCUCAAUACAUGUGCAUGGGAUAAUAUCUGGGUGGUAGUGAAUGCCUUAUACUAAUUGAGAGGGUCGUGUUAUCCUCUUCCUCCAUUAUAAUCGAGCUCUCCCACUUCUCAUACGACCACAAUCAAUUCGUCACUGGAUACCCUCUUUUCAUCGUUUGAGCGUGCUUUAGCGUCACCGGGGAGCUUGGUUAGACAGCAAUCAGCUGCG
Suillus clintonianus is the source of this 813-nucleotide messenger RNA. Its product is annotated as vesicle transport protein. NCBI's taxonomy places the organism in Eukaryota, Fungi, Basidiomycota, Agaricomycetes, Boletales, Suillaceae. Gene Ontology annotation, biological process: retrograde transport, endosome to Golgi; endoplasmic reticulum to Golgi vesicle-mediated transport. Gene Ontology annotation, cellular component: endoplasmic reticulum; COPII-coated ER to Golgi transport vesicle; Golgi cis cisterna. Bases 123 to 539 code for a protein of 138 amino acids. The transcript has 5 exons. The record is from RefSeq and is a predicted model, not a curated record.